Messenger RNA from Caenorhabditis auriculariae, 4518 nucleotides. Lineage: Eukaryota; Metazoa; Nematoda; Chromadorea; Rhabditida; Rhabditidae. The record is from the annotation of a GenBank genome assembly.
AUGGAUGAAAGUCAGUUAACUGAGGGGCCAACCACUGAUUCAGAAGGCAACAAUCGCCCAGCUGAUAAUGAGUGUGAGGUGAAAGAUGAAGAUGAAGCUGAAUAUGAAUCCGAACUCGAAGAGGAAGAAGAUGUCACGGAGAAUGAGUUCGAUGAUCCUCAGCAAAGCUAUGGAAACGAUUUCGAAGAAGAAAUACUAGAAGAGAGCCCCGAGUUCGUCAACAACUUUGAAUCUGAAGGGUUUGAAGGAGGCUACGAAGAAGAAGACUACGAAGAAGAAGACUACGAAGAAGAAGGCUACGAAGAAAAAGACUACGAAGAAGAAGGCUACGAAGAAAAAGACUACGAAGAAGAAGACUACGAAGAAGAAGACUACAAAGAAGAAGACUACAAAGAAGAAGACUACAAAGAAGAAGACUACAAAGAAGAAGAAGAAGGAGCAGGGGAAAUUGAAGAAUUUGGAGACAACGCGGUCGAAGAAGAGAUGCAAGAAAAUGGUUAUGAUGCAGAGAUGGCUUACGAGGAGCAUUACGACUACGAUGAUCCUUAUGGCUUUGAUGGCGACGAUGAAUCGCAAGACGGAUAUGAAACGGAAGUCGAAACCGAUUCGCAAAAUUAUCCGACGCAGGAAAGCGGUUCUGAAGAAGAUGAUGAAGAAGAGGAAGACGAAAUUGACGAGGAGGAUGUUUCUUCCGAGAGCUGUGAGGACAUUUUCGGUGGCGAUGACAUUGAUUACAACAUUGAAGAUGGAGAAACUACCAGUGAAGAUUCGGAAGCCGAAGAAUCAAAUGUGGACAUGAACUAUUUUUCUGACGACAGCAUUGACACUGAAGUGUCCAAUUCGAAAUUGGAAAUUCAUCCGGAUGAUUUUGCGGAGAAUUCUGUAACUCGAGAGACGAAUGACACCGGCGACAAAGAGCUUAAGCCUCAAGAAGACUUAGUCGAUGGUUUUUUCGAUGGAAGCGAUUUCGAUUGGGACGGCGAUGAAGACGAGGAAGACGAAUUCGACAUCCCGAAUGAAGAGCUCGAACGAGCCAUUUUCAUUCAAAAUGCUCAGGAGGCAGUAGAACAGAGCAAAGAAAAAAGUGGCGCAGAAGAUAGUGGAGCGGAAGAGGACGGAGAAACUGGAUCUGAAGAUUCUGAAGGCAUGACCGAAGACGACGAAGAAUCUGAAGAAACAGAGUCUGACGAACAAAUUCAACCGGAGGAAGUCUUGGAGUUAAACCCAGACAACGAGAAUAUCGCCCAAGGUGAUGAAGAGAAUGGAGAUGCAGAGGCUGACUCCGACGCGAACCAAGCUCUUAUUUCUGAGGACCUGCCAGAAAAUAACAUGCACUACUUCGUGGACGCUGAGGACGAGGAAGACCUCUUUGGUAUAUUUUAUUUUUGACUUUCAUGGCAAUUUUCAUUAUUUUAGGUUUAUAUUUGGACGACCGGCCUCUGUCUCCGGAGUCAGAAUUGUAUCGAUCUAAGAUGGUCUUUCUUCAAGAAAAAUAUGAGACGGUGCAACUCUACACACUGCAACUCAAAAAUCGCCUUUACUCAAUAAAAAAAGUUUACUGAGCUUUCUUGAAAAAAUAUGAUUUGAAUUACAGGAAGUUUCCCAUUUCAAGCGUUUGAAACGCGUACUGGUCAAUCGUCUUAGCUUUUAUGGCGACCGUUUGUCGAAUAUUUCUCUCGAGAUUCCCCCAGAAGCAGAUGACAGCGUCCUCAAGCCAUCCUCAAACGAACAACAGAAUUCUCCACUUAUGGUUCGCUCACAUCUGAUGCUCAAACCGAAAACAUUUGUUCAGGAAGAGCCAGAAGAGGUCGAGAGAAGGUCGGAAUCACCGGAGAUUGAUUUGAAUUUCCAGGACGAGGAAUUCACCGAGCCUUACUAUGAAAAAGAGACGCCCGCAGUCACGGGUAACACAUUUUUUUGUGUAGAUUUGAAGCUUUCGGAGAUUUAUAUGCUCGCUUUCUGGUUUUUGUAAGAAUGAAUAGACUUUAAAAAAAAAUUCUCACCAGUAAAAUUAACCGAGAUAUCGUUUUAUAUUUACAGGAAAACGUAAACGAAGGCGAAAAAUAUCCAAAUCUGCCCUCUCAAAAAAACGCCACGUUUCUUUGGACUCUAGCGAUGAAGAAAUUGAUUUAUAAACCGUUUUUUUUUUCCUUUGCGCUUUGGAUAUUGAUCUUUAUCGCUUAUUCAUCAUCGGGUUCAUCUCCAAAGUCUUUUUUUCUCGGAGUUUAUAAACUUUGAAGAAGUUGAAAUUGGUUUCAUAUCUUUUUUGCUUCAAAUUUUUUGAAUAUUUUUUGUCUUUUUUCUGUUUGAGUUUGGACGUGCUUUUUUUUUGUUGUUUUGCAAGAUGGCUUGCUUAAAAAGUAUUUUUAUUCAAUUAAAAUUUUUUUCCGAGCUGCAUUCAAUGAAGUGUUUUUGCUUUUUCAUUUUCACCUCCUAUAUAAUUCAUUGGAUUUCCCAAAGAGUUUUACAUCACAAGAAAUUUUUCCGUUUUUUUAAUGGAAUAAGUCGCUCAGAAAUGGACAAUGUCGAGAAGAAAGCUCUCGAACUUUCUAUGCAGGACUGGGACGGCUCCCACGGGUUCGUCGUUGAGAAGGUGCUCGGUGCGUUUAUAAAUAAUUGGAACGUUGAAACUAUAUUUUUUUAAAAUUUUACUGGCUUUAAACAUAUUUUCAGACGUUUGUCAAAGAAACGCAACGGAAGUAUUUCUUGCGCGUCGAACUGGGAGCAAUGACCAAUGGUUCGCGUUGAAGGUUUACAACAUUGACCAGAAUCUUGAGGCGCUUGAGGUUUUCUCGUCAAAAAAAAAACAACUCAUGGGAAAUUUGCAGAAGGAAGUGAAGAUGUUGAGACACGUCCGCCAUCGCAAUAUAGUGGAGUUGCUUGACACGACGAUUUACGACAACGAAAUUGCUCUUUCAAUGAAAUGCGCACUUUUAGGCAAGUUUUUUUUAAUGAUAAUGUUCAUAAAUUUCAUAGUAUACUUCUUCAGGUACUUUGCGAGACAUUCAGGCGGAAAAUUUUCCGCUUGGCAUUUCUGAAAAAUUAGCUGGAGGCAUUUUGUGUCAACUUCUUGACGCGCUCAUCUAUCUGCAAGAGCAAAACGUCGUUCACAGGUUAGAAUGAUUGUUGGCGUUCUACUGAAAGUCGGUUCAGGUCGGUGCAGCCGAAACACGUGCUGAUGGAGCGCGGCGGACGAGUCAGACUCUCGGGCCUUCGACAUGCCAUCGCUUUGCAACCAAACACUCGCGCCACGGACUUUGACGAUCACCUCGUCGAGUCAAUCUACUAUUUAGCCCCUGAAGUUUUAGCUCAGGUCAAACGGGAGCCACCAUUUUUUUUUUCUCCUUUUAAAAAGAAUUUUCAAGGAUUUUUUUUUUGGUUUUUAAAUUGUUUAGCUGAACAAAUAAAAGCAUAAAAACAAUAAACAAUCUUAUUUUUCCUUCAUUCUUCCUUGAUUGCGUUUGACCUCAAGUUUCUCGCCAAAAGGCCGCGUCUUGUACGCAACGCAUAACGCUUGCCAAAUUACCCACCUCGCCUUUCAAGUCGGGAAAAAUUGACUGUAGCUCCGUGCGAAUUCUAAUAAGUCUCGUUUGAAACUUUGGUAUCUAAUGAAACUUUGACUUUUGAGGACAUCCGAGGCUACUCCACACAGUCUGACGUCUACUCUCUGGGGAUGACGCUCUGCGAUGUCUCCAACGGCAUUUCGCCUUUCUCCGAGAUGAUUCCACUCCAGAUGCUGCGAAACAAAAUGUUUGGAAGCACAGCGAAACUAAUUGAUAGAACGUUACUUGAGGGCAGUUCUCCGGAAGAGUUAGGUUCGUCCUCCAUUUAUCGUCGUGCGUUAGGUCGCAGUUCAGAGAUGAUCCCUCAGCAACAUCGCGAACGACUCUUCAAUCCGCAGCUUCAUGAAAUCGUUGCUGCCUGCUUCACUUAUCAGCCCGAAUACAGGCGAGCAGAUCUUUCUAUGUUGAAGGUUCCGAAGAAAAAUUGAAAAACUCCUAGGAAGAUCCGGGGAAUGUGCCUUUUCUUUGAGUUUAGACUUCGGUCUGUGGAAAAAACAAGUUGAUUCUUUAGAAAUUCACAUCAAAGACUGUCUGAGUAGAUUUACCUAAUGUCUAUCGCAAAAAUUGAAAUGAUUUCCCGUUUCAGAUGAAAAUCUAGUUCAAAUAUAGCUUCAUAUUAACUGUUAUUGAACACCGAAGACACAAAACAAAAGGCAAACAUUUUAGACCUACACCGAGAAAGCUGCGUUCCAACACAUGGCUGAUGUCUUUCAGAGAUCCAGAAGGAACUGUGGCUCGAGAACUGACCGACGUCGACGAACUGCCGACAAGAACUCCUCUUCGCGGUUUGUCACAAAUUUGCUUCCAGCAGCAACAUUUUUACUUUCCGCUCAUUAGAUUUUUUCUCCGUUCUAAUGCAUUUAUUUGUUAGUGUUUCUCUUUCAAUUCAAGUUUCACAGAAGCCGUCGCGCAGAAGCCACAAUCAGGAACAUCGGAAAACAGUUGGAGUUGGUGA